GAAAGGCUGCUAAGCAACACAACACUGCAAAUCAAGCUUUUCAUUCCAAUAAUUACUGACCUUUGAUGCUUCAAAGAAAGUUCUGAAAGCAGAGACAGAUCAUCGAUUGAAAAAAAAUAUUUUGGGCCCACUUUGUUUGCUCUGGGGACGACCUUUCUCCGGUUAUACUAUAUAAGUUCACACCAUCACAGUAUUUCAUGAAGUCUACCCACCAUAAUCCUGGUACCAAAUCGAGAACACAAUGUGCUAUUAUCUAGGAAUGCGCUGGGAAUCCUGCCCAGAUGGCUAUCGCGAGUGUCGCAGCGCUUUCAAUUGCACCUAUGGUACUAUGAUGCAUCCUUGUGGAGUAGCUUCCAAUAAUUUCGUCUACGUACAAUCAUUGACCGAGUGUCCUUGUCCAAACUGCAGGUUUCGGAGUUACCGGACGGCCCGCACCGCCAGUAGCCCGGGGGAUCUGGGUGGAGAUUCUGGAGGAAGUGGAAAUUCUGAGGCUGUAAGUUCUGAAAGUGAAGAUUGUGGUUGUGGAGAUGGGUGGGGUGGAGACUGUGAUUGUAGAAGUGGAGUUUUUGGGGGUACAGGGCGUAGGGUCUCGGGGAGUAGGGGAGGAACUGGAAGAGGUGGAGUUGAAAGGGGAGGAACUAGAAGGGGUGGAGUUGGAAGGGGCGGAACUAGAAGGGGUGGAACUGGAAGGGGUGGAGGCCGUGCAGGUAGAAGCUCAUCCGAUCCAGUCCGACAAAACCCAGAAAUUUCUGACCGACACAACGACAGCAAUGGGGGACAGAACAGCGGUCCCCAUACAUCUCAGACAGUCCAGGGUUCAAGUAGACAAGUCAACGGAACUCAAAACAGAUGGAGUACUAGGGGCUUGUUCAGUUUGUAAUCAUAGCCAAGUCACUGGUCAGAUACACAGGGCAAAGGUGCUUGAGUGAAGAUUAUGGAGCACAUAAUUGAGGAAGGUAUUUGAUUGAAUGAUCGCCCCUAUCA
Botrytis cinerea B05.10 is the source of this 984-nucleotide messenger RNA. RefSeq lists its product as hypothetical. Bases 242 to 880 code for a protein of 212 amino acids. The record is from RefSeq and is a predicted model, not a curated record. Lineage: Eukaryota; Fungi; Ascomycota; Leotiomycetes; Helotiales; Sclerotiniaceae. The transcript has 2 exons.